Molecule: messenger RNA, 631 nt
Organism: Trematosphaeria pertusa
Lineage: Eukaryota; Fungi; Ascomycota; Dothideomycetes; Pleosporales; Trematosphaeriaceae
Exons: 3
Coding region: 83-631 (182 amino acids)
Source: RefSeq, a predicted model, not a curated record
CUCCAAGUCACUUCUACUACGAACAUUUACAAAGCCCGCUGUGUCACGGAUUAACCAGGUACAGAGAGUAGCUACAGCCAAGAUGUCUACUGGCGUACCAUCUGUAAACCCCUCCGGGAACCUCAACAUCGAAAGCACCGACAUCCAGACCGCCCCGGGCGUCACCCUCUCGGAGCAACAACGCACGAUCGUCGGCUCCGUGCUCGACCUCUUCGCGGGCUGGCCGUCCCUGGCUAAACUCGCCCUUUGGCGGGACGACGCCACGUUCACUGACCCGAUCACCAUCGCGACUGGGCGCGACAAGUACGCUGCGCAGUGGUACGGUUUGCAGUCCGCGUUCAGCGAGAUUGAGCGGCUGCACCACAGCGUCAAGGAUGCUGGGAACCCGAUUCUCAUGGAUCUAAAGACGCGGUAUGUUGUGAAGGGCAUUGGCAAGGAGCAGACGAUCCAGAGCCUGGUUGCGAUUCAUCUGGAUGAGCAAGGGAGGAUUAGUAAGGUUGAGGACAAGUGGGAUGGAAAGCUGCCUGAUAGUUCGAUUGCGAAUGCUUUUCGACAUUUGAACGCGGUUUCGGUGCCGAAAAUGAUUAAUGUGCCGAAGAAUGAGGAGGAAGAUGCGAAGAAGGGAAACUGA